Molecule: messenger RNA, 1706 nt
Organism: Solenopsis invicta (red fire ant)
Lineage: Eukaryota; Metazoa; Arthropoda; Insecta; Hymenoptera; Formicidae
Product: tripartite motif-containing protein 45
Exons: 6
Coding region: 183-1289 (368 amino acids)
Molecular function (GO): zinc ion binding
Source: RefSeq, a predicted model, not a curated record
AAGAUUUUGUGUUUCAAGGCAAGUUUCUUGGCUUACGUUUGGCUCAUAGCCAAUGUUUUAAAGUUAUUUUUAACCGGCUGCGCUGUUCGAGAACGAGUUUUAAGUAGUAGGAGAACUUCAUGCGGCUCAUUGACUCAUUCUUUCGUAUCUUCCGUUAAUUGUAUCUUAAUUUCUCGCGGGCAAUGGAUUUCGUAAAUUGUUCAGCAAAACGUUCUUCAAAAAGUUGUUGCGGUCGCGAGACUGCAGUGAACAGUGAGCUCGGAAGCUGCGAUCAUAUUUAUGCAAAUUUGGUCGAAUGUAAGAACAAAGGUGUAAAUACUGAAAAUUUCAUUCACGUCGAACCAAUAACAGUAGCAUCUACGAACAAACGUAAUGAAGAUUCCCGAAAAAGGCGUGUUUUUUGGUCCAAUUCGAAUGUCUUUCCAUCCCAGCCUUCCCCCGUUUUCAUUCGCAGCAAAAUGGGUAACGAAGUUGAAGACCCGAGAGAAACGAUACAUUCUUUAUACAGAUUACCGUACAAUGCGGACUUCCAAUGUCCCAGAUGUGGGCAGAGAAUGGAAGAACCGAGACUCCUUCCUUGCUUACAUCCUAUAUGUUUAGCUUGCGUUUACGAAUUAAUGAGCAAACUUCCGAAUGUGCCUUCGAAGAGCGAAAUACAUAACAAUAAUCGAGUUUACGCAGAACCCGACAUUUAUGAAACGUGUCCAUUAUGCGACUCACAUUUGCCAAAUGCUAAUUCUGCCAUACCGCCGCCACACUAUCCUUUGCAACAUCGUUCGGUCAUGGACACAGUGCGACGUAAACUGGUCAAUAGAGUACUUUGCGACACCUGCACAAGCGAAGUUCCGGCACUCAUACAAUGUUCAACGUGUUUGCGUAAUUUUUGCUCGGAGUGCGGCAGGCAACAUGAACAACAAAAUAUUACAGAAGUGAGAACAAUUAAACAUUUAAUGAGGCCACUGUGGGAGGCUACUAAAGUACGACGAACGAUUUUAUGCCAAAUACAUCCGACGCAUGCUUUAAGAUUUUAUUGUAUUGCGUGUCAGCAGGUAACAUGCAAAGAAUGUAUGUGGAGUAUGCAACAUAGAGGUCAUGCUAGCGAAGAUGCAAUUGGAGUGGGAAAAAGAGCUGGUACAUAUUUAGAAAUGAUGUUGCAGAAAGCCAGAGUAUAUCUAAAUAAUUUAUUGAUUCAAUAUAACCAUGAUGUAUUUUCAACUAACGAUCUUGAAGAAACACACAAUAUAGCCAAGAUUUGCAGGUAUGUAUCCAACUAUAGCAUUAUAUUAUAAAACGGGAAAUUAUAUAAAUUACAUUACGCAAAUGCGUAAUAAAACUUGCUAUAUAAUGUUUAAGAAUUUGUUAAUUUUAAUUAUAUAAUAAAAAUGCAUUUCGAUGUAUAAAACUGUGCAAAAACAAAAUUCUUAGUAGCACAUCCUAUUGUGAUACAAUUGUCAUGUGAUUAAUAAGGAAAGAGUAAAAGAAAAGUUGUCAUUUGAGGUACGCAUUACCAAAAUAUACAUUCCAAAACUUUGAUGCAUAGACUGACUAGAAUUAUUAAAAUUAUUGUACAAUUUGAAUAUAUUUUAUUAAUGUAAUAUUAAGCAAGAACGAGUUAUAUUGCGACUGAUGAUUUCAAACGUGUUAUGUCUAAGUUUAGUUAAAUAUAUUGCAAACAUUUGUAAUUAAUAAAUGAUAAAUGAAAAGUG